GUCAGGGAGAUGCAGGACAAGGUCCUGGACAUGGAGAAGCGGCAGCCGCUGCUGCCGGACGACUCCAGCGUGGUUCGGCUGCAGGAGGAGCUGCAGGAGCUGGCACUGAGGGACAUUGGGGACAUCGGAGACAGCUGGCAGGUGUGUCCCCAGGUGUGCGGGGGCCGCUGGAAGGAGCCGCGGGCGCUGCACGAGGCCGUGCUGGGGGUGCAGCUCCGCGAGAGCCAGGCCCAGGUGGAGCUGAGAGCGCUGAGACAGAGAGUGCUGCACCUGGAGACACAGGGGCGGAUCCAGCGGUCGGUGCUGGGCCGGGCCGAGCAGGCCUGCGCUGGCCUGCGGGAGCAGCUCCGCGCCGCGGCCGCCCAGAGCCAGGGGCUGCAGGCCCAGCUCAGCGAGAGCCACCGCAAACACGCCGAGGCUCAGUGCAAGAGCAAGGAGGAGGUGAUGGCCGUGCGGCUGCGCGAGGCCGACAGCAUGGCCGCCCUGGCCGAGAUGAGGCAGCGCGUGGCCGAGCUGGAGAUCCAGCGGGAGGAGGGGCGCCUGCAGGGCCAGCUGGAGCACUCGGACGCGGCGCAGUACAUCUGUCACCUGCAGGGCCACAUCCGGCAGCUCAAGGCUGAGAUCCGGCUGCUGCGGGGGCCGCUGUCCUUCGGCGCGGUGGCCUUGGGGACACGCCUGGGGGACGAGGACUCGCUGGGCUCCUCAGACGAGGAGCUGCCACCGCCCUUCGCCCUGACCCCGGGGGACAUCGGGGACAUUGGGGACACCGGGGACAGCAGUGACAGCGAGCCCGAGGUGGCACCAACAGCACCCUGACCUGAGGGGACAUUGGGGACACCGGGGACAGCAGCGACAGCGAGCCCGAGGUGGCACCAACAGCACCCUGACCUGAGGGGACACUGGGGACAGACAGCCCAAGGUGGCACCGACAGCACCGUGACCAACAGGACAUCGGGAUAUUGAGGACACUGGGGACAUCGGGGACAGCAAGCCCGAGGUGGCACCAAUGGCACCGUGACCCACAGGGGACAUUGGGGACACUGGGGACAGCAGCAACAGUGAGCCUGAGGUGGCACCGACA
Messenger RNA from Serinus canaria (Common canary), 1081 nucleotides. RefSeq names its product EVI5-like protein. The transcript is spliced from 7 exons. The coding region runs from base 10 to 816 and encodes 268 amino acids. NCBI's taxonomy places the organism in Eukaryota, Metazoa, Chordata, Aves, Passeriformes, Fringillidae. The record is from RefSeq and is a predicted model, not a curated record.